AUGGGCUGUGUGGUGUCAACUCCAAAGAACUCUGGUGGAAAUAGAAGGAGGCCUGGAAGUAUUGGUGAAGUAUCAGUAUAUGUUCCUGGUUUGAGGAUUCCCAAACCUGUUGAUUUUGCUCAAUCACUUGGUGAUUAUUUGUCCAAGAAUAUAGUGGAACGCCUGUCUGCUCUUAGAACGCGUAUAGUUGUAAUGGCUGGUCAAGAAGGUCCUACAAUUACAAGAACAAAAAGAAAAACUCAGCACGGAGGUUCAACACUGGCUGAUCUUGUGCAGGCUCUUGGAGAUUACUUGCCUGUUCUUCUGGGAUUAGUUAAAGAUGGAAGCCAUUUACAAUACAAAGUACAGUUUGUUUGGGUGAAUCAAGAGGAUGACAAAGAGGAAACGACCAUGUCUCAUGCUUGGUAUGAAGUGUUGUCAGUUUUACAUUUAAUGGCAAUGCUAUCACUAUCACAGGCUAACUUGUUACUGCUUCCAAGAUCAUCAUCCAAUGAUGGUCAUCAGCCAAAAGUAUCAGAAGAAAGCAGACGAGCCUCUGUUGAUAUCUUCUUAAAAGCAGCUGGGUAUCUGGAUUGUGCAGUCAGACAUGUUCUUCCACAGUUACCUGCAGAACUCAGGAGAAAUUUACCCGUAGACCUAGCAGAAGGAGUUCUUCGAGCACUCUCUCUACAAGCAUUAGGACAGGGUGUAGAUAUACAACUUGGAAUGGCCAUUGAUAGCACCAAAGCCACUCUUGCAGUGAAGCGCAGGCUGGCAUGUGAGAUGGUGAAAUGUUGGCAACAGGCUCAAGAUAACAUUAUGAAUCUUCCAUUAACAAAUGGUUGGGGUGAAAAACAUUGUCUCUUUGUGAAAUGGAAAUAUGUUGAAGCAAAGGCUGCAGCAUAUUAUUAUCAUGGUUUGAUUCUUGAUGAGGGAAAUACAGAAAAAUCUCAUGGGAUGGCUGUAGCUGCUUUACAAGCAGCAGAUGAGUAUUUCAAAGAAAGUAAGAAGUUGUGUGAGGCAUUCAACACAUCAUCUCCAUUGUCAAGAAAUCCACCUCCUUGGGGAACCAUGAAGUAUCUCUCUGAAAAAAUUCCAAAGGAUACUUCAAGCAAGGUCCGAAUAAACCGUGAUCUGUACUCUUAUGAGAGGAUCAUGGAGACAGCACCAACAUUGCCUGAUUUUUCCUUGGCCUUGAAACCAGAUGAAUAUCAACUUCCUCAAGUGGACUCCUCUUGGAGAACAGAGAACAUAAAAGUGGGACAAACCGAUCUUAGCCAUCUUAAGAGUGACAAGUGA
Messenger RNA from Sphenostylis stenocarpa, 1278 nucleotides. The record is from the annotation of a GenBank genome assembly. Lineage: Eukaryota; Viridiplantae; Streptophyta; Magnoliopsida; Fabales; Fabaceae.